AUGGGUGGUGGCGGAGCUGGAGCAGAGACGACGAAGAAGCCUCUACUACGGGCCACCGCCAGCGACAGCCACGACGACGGCGCGGCGGUGCCUCCGCCGGAGCCGCAGCAGAAACAGCAGCAGCCGGCGCCAUUGCCCGAUGCUGGUGGUGGCAGCGGCGGCGCCGAUGGCUCUGCGGCCGCGGUUCGUCAUCAGAGCUGCGGCGAGGACGACGACCAAGACGACGAGCAGGUGGAGCGGUUCUACGCGCUCCUCGCCAACAUCCGGGCCCUGAGGGGCUUGUACAGCGCCGGGACCGGACCAGCAGCGUCCGGCCGGGGCAAGGGCAGGAAGCGGGCGCGGGAGGCGGAGGCGCCGUGGACGCCGGCGUUCAGGUUGGAGGACUUCGAGUUCGAGGAGGAGGUCAACCAGGGCGCGGCCGCGGCCGACGCGCGGUGCGCUGUGAUCAACCAGGGCACCAGUGGCGGCGGCGUUGCUAGUAGGCGGCCCGCCGCGGCCGCCGCGGCCGACGACGGCCACGAGGAGGACGGGGUCGCGGAAGUAGCGCACGGAGGGAAUAAGCUCGGUCGCCGCGUCGCAGCGCGCGGGUGA
Messenger RNA from Sorghum bicolor (sorghum), 591 nucleotides. Its product is annotated as NRR repressor homolog 1. Bases 1 to 591 code for a protein of 196 amino acids. NCBI's taxonomy places the organism in Eukaryota, Viridiplantae, Streptophyta, Magnoliopsida, Poales, Poaceae. The transcript has a single exon. The record is from RefSeq and is a predicted model, not a curated record. Gene Ontology annotation, biological process: regulation of systemic acquired resistance.